This is a messenger RNA of Oncorhynchus keta (chum salmon), 3619 nucleotides long. RefSeq names its product leucine-rich repeat-containing protein 10B-like. The transcript has a single exon. Bases 1186 to 2403 code for a protein of 405 amino acids. Gene Ontology annotation, molecular function: protein binding. Lineage: Eukaryota; Metazoa; Chordata; Actinopteri; Salmoniformes; Salmonidae. The record is from RefSeq and is a predicted model, not a curated record.
UAUUAGCAGAGAGUAGUCAGGGACCUAUUAGCAGAGAGUAGUCAGGGACCUAUUAGCAGAGAGGAAUCACUGGCCUAUUAGCAGAGAGUAGUCAGUGGCCUAUUAGCAGAGAGUAGUCAGGGACCUAUUAGCAGAGAGGAAUCACUGGCCUAUUAGCAGAGAGUAGUCAGGGACCUAUUAGCAGAGAGUAAUCACUGGCCUAUUAGCAGAGAGUAGUCAGGGACCUAUUAGCAGAGAGUAGUCAGGGACCUAUUAGCAGAGAGGAAUCACUGGCCUAUUAGCAGAGAGUAGUCAGGGACCUAUUAGCAGAGAGUAGUCAGGGACCUAUUAGCAGAGAGUAGUCAGGGACCUAUUAGCAGAGAGUAGUCAGUGACCUAUUAGCAGAGAGGAAUCACUGGCCUAUUAGCAGAGAGUAGUCAGUGGCCUAUUAGCAGAGAGUAGUCAGGGACCUAUUAGCAGAGAGGAAUCACUGGCCUAUUAGCAGAGUAGUCAGGGACCUAUUAGCAGAGAGGAAUCACUGGCCUAUUAAGGAACACAAUGCCCCCUGUUGCUGCGGGUCCUGCCACUGGCUCCUUUCUCCAACAGUUCAGAGUAGUAGCCUCCGACCGGGCUGACCAGCACCAGCCGUUCAGAGUAGGAGCCUCCGACCGGGUUGACCAGUCUCAGAACCAGCAACAGUCUCUGUCACAGCCAGUCCAGCCCCAACCAGACCAGCCCCAACCAGACCAUCUUCAAACCCAGCCUCAGUUCAGAUUCAGAGCAACAGUCCAUAGUCAUACAGGUGUAGAGCCUCAGAACCGGCCUCAGACCCAGACCCCAGAUACAGCCUCGUACACGUCCUCAGACACUGUCCCAUCUUGACCAACCUCAGCUCCAGCCUCAGCCUCAGCCCCAGCCCCAGCCCCAGCCUCAGCCUCAGCCUCAGCCUCAGCCUCAGCCCCAGACAGUGUUGGAGCCCCAGUCUCAGCCCCAGCCUCAGCCCAAGCCUCAGCCCCAGCCUCAGCCCCAGACAGUGUUGAAGCCCCAGCCUCAGCCCCAGACAGUGUUGGAGCCCCAGUCUCAGCACCAACCCCAUUUUAAGACAAGGCUUCAGCCUCAUCCCCUGAUUCCAUCCUGACUCAGCCAGUAUCCAACGGCAGGCUGUCGGGCCACGGGCGUAGCAACGGGCGUAGCAACGGGCACGGCAUGGGCAACUCCUCCAGGAAGGAGGAGGACGAGGAAGAGAAGGGGAAAGGGAAGGAUAAGGAUGCGGAGAAGGCGAAAGUAAUGGAGGAGGAGAAGAGGAGGAGAAGGAAGAAGAAGAAGGAGGAGAUGGAAGACGACGAGCUGCCCCUAGGGGUGGAGGAGAUGCUGGCGAGCGGAGAUCCCGUCUUGGAUCUGAGCUAUAAAAAGUUCCGCAGGUUGCCCGGUGUGGUCUGUGGGCUACGUCACCUGGAGAAGCUGUAUGUGUGUCGUAACAGUCUGCGGACCCUCCCGGAGAACAUCGUCCAACUAAAGGGCCUCCGCAUCCUGGCUCUAGACUUCAACAAGAUGGAGAACGUCCCGUUGGCCAUCUGUCAGCUCCGUAACCUGACACGUCUCUACCUGGGCUCUAACCGCCUGAUGUCUCUCCCUCCAGAGCUACGCAACCUUCAGAGUCUUCGCUGCCUCUGGAUGGAGAGCAACUAUUUCACACGCUUCCCCCGCCAGCUCUACGACUUACCCCACCUCAGGUCCCUCCAGAUGGGGGACAACAGGCUGCGGACUCUGCCCCCGGACCUGUGGCGUAUGGAGGCUCUGCGAGGGCUGUGGCUCUACGGAAACCGUUUCACCGACUUCCCCCGUGUCUUACUCCGCAUGGUGGAUCUGGAGAUCUUAGACCUGGACAAGAACAAGAUCGAGGUGUUCCCUAAUCUGAGCCGGCUCCCCGCCCUCCGCCUCUUCUCCUAUGACCACAACCCAGUGGAGGGGCCUCCCGGCGUGGGGGAGGAGGUGCUGCUGGUGGGAGAGGGGGCCCAGGAGGAGCUGCAGGACCGAGUGGACAGGAAGGCUAAGAAGGAGCAGGAGGCGAGGGACGCGGAGGAGGCUGCGCUGGCCGGGGAUGGGCCUGUGAUCCAGGGCAUUCUAAAGACGGCCAAACAGAACAGCGCGUCGCACGCAGGGCACAAGCAUGACGAGGCCAUGCCCCUAACCGAGGAGGAGAGGAGGAAGAAGGAGAUGGAGGCGGAGUUAGAGAAGGCGUUGAACGACUACGGAGCGGGGCUUGAAUACGACUUGGAGGGGAUAGAAUACGAGAAGGAGUUUAUAUGUGAGGGGGAGGGGUAUGAUGGCGGGGAGUUGGAGUACGGACGAGGAGAUAUAGACUAUGAGUAUGAUGAGGGGGAGGAGCUAGAGGAACCAGGAAGACAAGUGGGUCGGUAUUGAUGACUGACUAACUUCUCCCCCUCCUAAGCCUCUGACUCCUCCCCUCCUAAGCCUCUGACUCCUCCUCACCUAAGCCUCUGACUCCCCCUCACCUAAGCCUCUGACUCCCCCUCACCUAAGCCUCUGACUCCUCCCCUCCUAUGUCUAGACUUGUUUGAAAUUGCAGCAGACAUUGCAGGUGACGGACUGAUCUUACAAGUCACCUUGCAAAAUAAAUCACUACUUAGAAUUAUUUGUAGAUCAGUCAAGUCAGUCACAAUAUACCCACAAUCCAUCACAGAUGUGACGCUCUCGGACACAGUCUCAGACUACUGCAACACUCUCAGGGCUAUAGGAGGUGAUGUGAAGAAAAAACACCCAGGAAUUAUCUAGCAAGGUUAUCAAAAUAGUUUCCCUCUGCCUUUCUUAGCUCCAGCUGUCAUACCAAUGCCCAACUAGAGGGUUGUUGAACUUUUAGUAAAUCUUGUGUGAAAUGAAUUAAUGACUAGCCUCCUGAACCUGUGGCUGUAAUAUGUGACUUUCUCUGUCUCUCUGUCGUUAGCAUUAGGACAGGGCUGACACUAAAAAAAAAAAAAAAAAAAAAAUGCCAUUUAGCAGACGCUUUUAUCCAAAGCGACUUACAGUCAUGUGUGCAUACAUUCUACGUAUGGGUGGUCCCGGGGAUCGAACCCACUACCCUGGCGUUACAAGCGCCAUGCUCUACCAACUGAGCUACAGAAGGACCACUAAAUGACUCAUUAGAUGUUUUUCUAACUGACCUGUGAAGAUAUAUUUAAUGCACUGCACGGUGUGGGAAUGAAGGCUGGAUGGAUGAUGGCUGGCUGGAGGGUUGGCUGGAUUGAUGGAUGAUGGGUUGAUGAAUGAUGGAUGGAUGAAUGAAUGAAUGAUGGAUGGAUGGAUGGAUGAUGGAUAGAUGGAUGGAUGAUGGAUACAUGGAUGGAUGAUGGAUAGGCAGGAUGGAUGGAUGAUAUAUGGAUGGAUGGAUGGAUGGAUGAUGGAUAGGCAGGAUGAAUGGAUGAUGGAUGGAUGGAUGAUGGAUAGGCAGGAUGGAUGGAUGAUGGAUAGACAGGAUGGAUGGCUGAUGGAUAGAUGGAUGGAUGAUAGAUGGAUGGAUGAUGGAUAGACAGGAUGGAUGGACGGAUGGAUGAUGGAUGGAUGGAUGGAUGGAUGAUGGAUAGACAGGAUGGAUGGAUGGAUGGAUGAUGGAUAGACAGGA